This is a messenger RNA of Saccostrea echinata, 1221 nucleotides long. Its product is annotated as stomatin-like protein stl-1. Gene Ontology annotation, cellular component: membrane. The record is from RefSeq and is a predicted model, not a curated record. The transcript is spliced from 12 exons. Lineage: Eukaryota; Metazoa; Mollusca; Bivalvia; Ostreida; Ostreidae. Bases 27 to 1070 code for a protein of 347 amino acids.
GCAGGAGUCAACGUGAACGUCAAAUCAUGUCCCGGGUGUGCAUUUCAAGAAGCAUUAGAAUUUUACAGAGAAAAACCACACCGAGUCAAUGGAGUCAAAAUAUGAAAUUCACUUCGCGAAGUCAACCAAUGAACACCAUAAUACUGUUUGUACCCCAACAAGAAGCAUGGGUAGUCGAGAGGUUUGGAAAGUUUGAUAGAGUUUUGAACCCAGGACUUAACUUUAUUUUACCUAUCGUGGAUAAAAUCAAAUAUGUACAAUCUCUAAAGGAAGUGGCAUCCGAAGUCCCGGAGCAAGCAGCUGUUACAUCAGAUAAUGUCACACUGGGACUAGAUGGUGUGUUAUACACUAAAGUGUUUGAUCCAUAUAAGUGUAGUUAUAAUGUAGAAAAUGCUGAAUUUGCCAUCAAGAAAUUAGCCCAGACCACCAUGAGAUCUGAAAUAGGAAAAAUUACACUAGACACUGUUUUCAGAGAGAGGGAAGUUUUGAAUGUGAAUAUUGUUGAUGCCAUCAACAAAGCAUCAGAACCGUGGGGAAUUUCCUGUUUACGAUAUGAAAUCAGAGACAUGACUCUUCCCCACAGAAUCCAGGAAGCUAUGCAGAUGCAAGUUGAAGCUGAAAGGAAAAAGAGAGCUAGCAUCUUAGAAUCUGAAGGUAUCAGGGAGGCUGAAAUAAAUGUAGCUGAGGGUAAAAAGAAAGCAAAGAUUCUGAAUUCAGAGGCCUUCAAGAUUGAACAAAUUAAUAUUGCAAAUGGUGAAGCGGAGGCCAUUCGAGCGAUGGCCGAGGCCAAGGCCAGAGCUGUCAGUCAGGUGUCUGAGGCUAUCAGUAAACAGAAUGGAAUGAAUGCUGUGGCAUACAGUAUAGCAGAACAGUAUGUAGAUGCUUUUGGUAAACUGGCCAAAACAAACAACACUGUCAUUCUACCGGCAAAUUCUGGGGAUGUUGGAGGGAUGGUUGCUCAGGCCAUGACAGUGUACAAAAAUCUUGCAAGUAUGGAUCAAUUAAAGACUGAACAAGCAUCAAUACCAGUCAGACCUACAGAAAAUAUUAAAUCUGGACCAGAGGAAUGAAAUAUUAAAUCGGAACCAGAAGAAUGAAAAAUAUACAAUAAUACAUGUAGUGUGAAUGGCUGAACAAAUGAGUGAGAGGAGAAACAAGAACUAUUUUAUAUUUAAAACUGUGUUUUUUGCUGUAGCAAAAAAUAAACUGUAUAAAAAGAAA